Messenger RNA from Funneliformis caledonium, 995 nucleotides. NCBI's taxonomy places the organism in Eukaryota, Fungi, Glomeromycota, Glomeromycetes, Glomerales, Glomeraceae. The record is from the annotation of a GenBank genome assembly.
CUAAAGGAUUUCCGGUCACCUGGUUUUUAUCCGAGGACAUGAGAUGUCAUGUAACAUUACAGGAUAGUAUUUCGGCAACCAGUGUUUUAAGCAUAAUUCAUUCCAACGUUUCGAUGAAGCAAGUUCACAGUCUUCGACACGACCUUGAAGAAAAAAACGCAUUACUUUCAACAGUACAAAAACAACUUAGCAAACAUCAACCAAACGGUACAAACGGAAAUAUGACGAACGAAUCCACUACAGGAAGGGUUAUCGAACAUUUACAGGCCGAAAUCGAUAGUUUAAAAAAGGAACUUGCUGAAUCAAAAACUUUAAUUCAUGUGGCCAAAGUUGCUCGUGAAAGGGCUGAAAGACAAGUUUCGGAACAUUUAGCUUCACAUCAAACUUUACGUCUUGAAAUUGAUUCUUUGAAAAGAAUGUUUGAACGUAAAGAAAGACAAUCCAAGGAAUUAGAGGAAUCAACAAAAGAUAUUGAGAAAAGAAAUUCGGACAUGAAGUUUGAACGAGAUAACGCUUAUACAAGACUUCGUCAAUCCGAAUUAAAAGUAUCAGAUUUGGAAAGAAAAUUACAAGAAGCUUUAGCUUUAAAAGAAAAAUCUGAAAUUGAAUAUUCACUCUUAUCUAAAGAAAUGCAAUCCUUUAAAACUAGAUAUGCUAAUGAUGUUGAAAUCGUUAAAAAAGAAUUUAAAAUUCUUCGAAAAGAGAUGAGUUCAACUUCAAGAUCAUUAGAAGAUGUUGUUUUAAUGACUAGUGUUAAGGUUGAAGAAAUAACCUCGGAGCGUACAGAAGAGAUAGGAAAUUUAGAAUCUAUUGCUGAUAAAUUGAAAGAAAAUCAAGAAAAACAUGCUCAAAGAUUAUUGAAAGAAAUUGAAGCUAUGAAAAAAGACGUAGAACAUUCAAGUCAGAAGACAAGUGAACAUAGUGAACAAGUUGCAAAGAUGAAAGGUGAAAUUGUAGGAAAAUUAAACUGGCUAAAACGAGUACAACGAACUUGA